UGUGAAUAUUUGCACUUCAAAGGUCAUUAAUAUGAAUUUGUUUUCAAUGUAAAUAAGGAAAAAAAAGUGCUCAAAAAACUGAAAAUACAUAUAAAAGUAGAUUCACUAAAAACAAAUUUAAACAAUGAAGCCGAGGAUUUGUCAACUGAGGCUCGCUUCAUUAGGACUUUUCCUGCUUUCAUGGAUACUUCUUAUUUCAAGCAUUAACGCCAGUCAAGCUUUAGAAUUUACAAUAGAGCCUUCAGACAUAGUUGCUCCAGAAGGAAAUUCAGUUCUUUUGCAAUGUGCUGGACGGUCAAAUAAAAAGAUUGGUCAUUUAAAAGAUGGGAAAAUAUCCCCAAACAUAAGAUGGCGGGGACCGGAUGGACAAGAUAUCGGCAUCGACACCUUCAGAGUUCAGUUAACAAAUGGAUCUCUUUAUAUAAGUGCUGUAAAUGAAAAUAGAGGCUUGACCGGAGCUUACCAAUGCUUAUUGCACGUUGAUGGCAUUGGGACGAUCGUCAGUCGAACAGCCAAAUUAUCAAUUGCAGCAAAACCUCAAGUAAAUCAAGAAUCGAACGAAAUUUAUCUUUAUCUUGGACAAACGGCUUAUUUUAAAUGCAUCUCUAGUCAAAGUUUAAUGAACAUUAACGAUAAGAAUUAUAAGAUUCAGUGGCUGAAGGACGACAUGCCACUACGUUUUGAUAACACGCGCAUGAUAAUUCUGCCAACGGGAUCGUUGGAGAUCGACGAGAUAAUAAGUCAAGACCGCGGCUCUUAUCAAUGUAAUAUUUCGUAUGAAAAUUUCUCACGAAUCAGCAGUAAAACCAACUUGAACAUUAAAUCGCCAUCUGGAAAUCCAGAAAAUUUUGCACCUCCUAAUUUUGUUAUCGUGCCAUCAACGCAAACCGUAAAAGAGGGUGAAAAAGUGAUUCUUGAUUGCGCAGCAAAUGGAAAUCCAAAACCCAAAAUGACAUGGCUUCGAAACGGCGAAGAGAUUGAUUUCAAUGACUUAGAUUCACGAUUCAGAAUUAUUGGAACAGGUUCAUUACAAGUUUUAUCAGUAGAAGAUGGAGACAGUGGAGAUUAUCAAUGUCGAGCUAGUAAUACUGUCGACUCUCUCGAUGCUUCAGCGACACUCAAUAUUCAUAUUCCUCCGAAAUUCAUUCAAGCGCCUACCGAUAGAAAAGCAAACGAGAAGGAUGAAUUAGAACUUCCUUGUGCCAUACAUGGCAAGCCUUUUCCUCAAAUAAAAUGGCUGAAAAAUGGAGAUUUAAUCACACCUAAUGACUACAUGCAAAUCAUUAAUGGGCACAACCUUAAAAUUCUCGGACUAAUAAGUUCCGAUUCGGGAAUGUUUCAAUGCAUUGGAAUGAACGAUGUCGGUAGCGUUCAAGCGUCAGCAUUUCUAGAAGUCAUGCCAUUAGGUUCAAGAAAACAUAAACAGAAAAAACUUUUAUCCAUUUUAACAACGACAACUUCAACUACUAAAAUUCCAACAAAGCCGAAUUUAAAAAACUUUGUGAAAAAAACGCAAAAGUUCGAUGAGGGUUCUUACAAGAAUUCAAAACAUUUUUCAAAACAAGCACUCGACAGUUUACUUUCUAACAACAAAAAUGCACAAUUUUCUCCAAGUCGAAUUCAAGACUCGAGUGAUUAUUUGGAGAGGUUGAAUGACAAUCAGCAAUCGGAGCCUGAUGACAAUGAUGAAGAUUACGAAGAAGACGACGAUGAAGGGACAAUUCAUCCAAUCAGCUCCGACAUUGACCCCAACGUUCUUUUACAUACUUUAACACACUCGAAACAUCAUCAGUCGUUUUCAGAUGAUAUUUCUCACUUUUCUAACUCUCGCAUUAUUCCCGUUACACGAAAAAUCUCUCAUUUAGAGGAUAGCAGUCAUUUGUCAGUGCCAUUACCAGGACCACCACGUGUUGUUCAAGCGGCAAUCAUCAAGCCAAGAUUCGUUACACUGACAUGGCAAGAACCUUUCGAGAAUCCUGAUGAAGUUAUUUCUUACACCGUUUACUACAAAAUGAAUAAUAACGAUGCCAGAGAACGGAAGAUCAACACAUUAUCACGAGAUGAACAAGAAGUGAAUUUACAAUCUUUACUGCCUGGAAAGACUUAUCAUGUUCGUGUUGUUAGUAACAGUAAUCAUGGUCAAGGAAAAUCUUCAGAAAUUCUUGAAUUUUCAACACAACCUGAAGAGAAUAUCGCUGGUGCUCCGGAAAAUUUCCAAGCUGCUGCAAUAUCACACCACGAGAUUUAUUUAAAAUGGGAUCCACCAAAAAUAAGCAAUGGCGUUAUAUCAAAAUAUCGCGUUUUCUUUGCUGAAGGAGAAAAUAGUGAAGAUCAACAUUCAGAUACGCCAACAACCGAGUUUAUGUUAACACAACUUCGACCAUACUCCGAGUACACUGUCUCGGUUGUUGCGAUCAAUCAGAAUGGAAUUGGCAAUCCAACUGAAGAAAAGCUAGUUAAAACAUUCUCAAACAUUCCUUCAGAACAUCCAAAAAAUAUUUCAUUGGAGGCAUCAAGUUCACAAUCAAUCAUCAUUCGAUGGGAACCGCCACCAGAAGAAGAACGAAAUGGACCACUCACUGGUUAUAAAAUAAAGUACAGAAAGGUUAAAAAGUCUGGAGUGCAAAUAGAAACGACACCGGGAAAUGUCAAAUUCUUUGAACUUAAAAAUUUAGAUCGUAUGACUGGUUAUCAAAUUAAAAUAGCAGCAAUGACAGUCAAUGGAACUGGGCCUUUCACUGAAUGGCAAAGUAUUGAAACUUAUGAAAACGACUUGGAUGAAUCUCAAGUACCUGGAGAACCUGGUUGGAUUCGAACAAAACCAUCAGCUGACACAAUAAUCGUCACUUGGGGUCCACCAGUGCAACAAGAUAUCAAAGUGCGCGCUUAUAUACUCGGUUGGGGAAAAGGCUUUCCAGAUGAAGUUACACAUGAGCUUGAUGAGAACAGUCGAAGCUAUGAGAUUCGUGAACUUGAGCCAAACAGUGAAUAUGUGAUUGCAUUACGUGCUCGGAAUAAUAUCGGAGAUGGACCCCCAAAAUAUGACACGACAAGAACUCGUGAAGAUAUUUUAACAGAAUUUUCAUUGCCUUUAGAAGUUCCAGUUGGUUUAAGGGCAAUUCCAAUGAGUGGAAGUUCGAUUGUUGUUUAUUGGACCGAUACGACUCUGGGUAAAAGUCAACAUGUGAAAGAUAAUCGAUUUUAUACUGUUCGUUACAGUACCACUGGUUCAACUCGCUAUAGAUAUCACAACACAACUGAUCUCAAUUGCAUGAUCAGUGAAUUAAAGCCCAACACUCAAUAUGAGUUUGAAGUGAAAGUUGUGAAAGGGCGACGAGAAAGUUUGUGGUCAAUGUCGGUUCUUAAUUCGACAAUGUCUGCUGCACCUGCAUCACCCCCAAGAGAUUUAAAUGUCAAGAGUUUAGAUGAUAAGACGCCAUUAAGUGUCUUCUUAAAUUGGCAACCACCAAAGCAUUCAACAGGUCCGAUAACGAAUUAUGUUAUUCUCUACACAACAGACUCCGAUAAGCGUGAUCGUGAAUGGCAAUCAGAGAAUGUCCCUGCUGAUAAGACAUCUGUAAUCAUAAAUCAACUAAAACCACACACGACUUAUUACUUCAAAGUUCAAUCAAAACAUGGAAAGAAUUUUGGACCAUUUUCAGCAAUGGUGUCGCAUACAACAGGAACAGAAGCUGUUGGAUCAAGCAUCAUGUCAAAAAAUUCAAAUGUUCUUCUGACAACUGAAAUAUUCUACGCAUUAUUUGGAGGAAUUGUCCUCUUGAUGGUCAUCAUUGUCAUUGUAGCUUUGGUUAUUUGUUGUAGACGAAAGCCUCAAGAAACACCGGAACAUAAGAAAAGCUACCAGAAGAACAAUGCUGGCAUCAUUAAGCCACCAGAUCUGUGGAUUCAUCAUGAACAAAUGGAACUUAAGAACAUUGAUAAGAUCAAUAUUCACCAAACGACACCAGGUUGCAGCGAUGGAGCAUCAAGCAGUGGAGUUAUGACUCUCCCUAGAUCAAUUGGACAUGACUUUGACAACGACUCACAAUUUCCAACUCAAGUUACAAAUUCCUUAGAUAAACGCACUUAUGUUCCUGGAUAUAUGACGAAUUCCAUGAGCUCAUCUGCCUCAGAUCGUCCAAAUUAUCCCCGAACUCAAUACAAUAUUCCAAGAUCUCAUAUGUCGACAAUCGAUCCUUCAUCAUCACAACAAAAUAUUCAAAAUGGGUCAAUGAUUCAUUCACCUGAAAAUCCUUACGCUUAUGAUGUUGUCCCAACUAAUUAUAGCAAUCCAAACAUGACAUUCACACAAGGUCUUGAUAUGGCCAAACACAGAGGGCAUCCGUUGAAAAGUUUUAGCAUCCCUGCACCUCCUUCAAAUACUCCAAUGAUUCCUAUCAACAAAUCUGGUCCAUCAGUGACAGUGAUACGACCACAAAAUCAAUCACCAUAUAAAAAAUCAGCAACAACAACACCAUCAGCAUCUAAUCGACUUCAAUCGGGAAUUUUUGUAGCGCAUUCAUCAGAUGAAGUGCAGAUACUUCGACCAUCCACUUCAACUGAAGAACUCAAUCAAGAGAUGGCAAAUUUAGAAGGUUUAAUGAAAGAUCUCAGUGCAAUAACAGCAAGUGAAUUUGAGUGUUAGGUUAAAGCAAUAUCAAUGAGUAAUAUCUUCAGAUGUUGAAUGUACCAUGUACAUACUUAAAUAACGAAAUUAUCCUUAACAUUAAUAUUUUAUUUUAUGUUUCCAUAAUUAAUAUUUAUUCAUUAUAAUGAAUAAAUUUUAUCUCUUCCAGUUCAAAGAGAAAUGGAAACAGGAACCAUAAAAUUAUACAAAACGAGUUAAGAAUGUAUAAAAUCAUGAAGGAUACUCAAUUCAAUAUCGCAACGCGAUAUUUCGAAGUUAAUUGAGUUCUUAAUUCAAUCUGAAUGAAAUUUUGUUUUAAUUUUUUGUAUUUUAGAAGAGACGUAAAAGGUCCCAAAGAAAAUAACUUUUUCUCCCGUGAUAACGUGAAAAAGAAAACAAAUAUUUCAAUAGACGAUUUAAAAUUAGAUAUUCUGAUUUUAAAAUGUGAACUUUAAAAGCACCAUCCAUUAACGUUAGCAUAUACAAAACGCAUUUUCAUGUAUUAACUAUAACAAAUUUUACAAAUCUGUCUAAUUAAUUGUCUACAUAAUUCAUUCUGAAAUUUUAUUUAUCUCGUAAAUAUUUCGUCUUCAUAUUUUAAAUUAGGUAAAUCAUAUAAAUUCUUGAUGAAAGUAAAAUUAAAUAGAUAUGCCUAUGUAUUCAACAACUUGUGAAAUGAAAAUUUUAUGAAGUAGGUAAUAAUCAAAGCAUCGACUUUUAUACCAUCACGAGAACACUAAAAUAAACAAGGAAUUUUUAAUCAAAUUAGAUUAAGUAAUUAAAAUAUUAAACCAGCUAAAUAGGAUAAAUUUUAUACACAAUUAGAUUCUAAGAAAAAAUAUUUUAAUUUCUUCCCCACGCGUGGCCACGGUCAAUGGCUGGCUCUAAAAUAUAUUUUUUACUGAAAACUUUUCAUUUUAGUUCUAUUUCGUUGUGAGAGGAUGUAGAUAAGUAGCUACUUUUUAUUUGUGAUUUAAUUAAUUUAAUUAAGUUUACUUAGAGAAAAGUGCAACAUUUUGUAAAGUAUCUGCAAAGAUUCAUAAAAACUUUUUGGUAAUUUGAAAAGUAAUUCAAAUUGAGCAAAGGUUUUGAGUACAUAAAUAUUAAUUUUUUAUUACGAAAACACAAGUAUAGCCAAUAACAAAACGAUUUGUUUAGUACUUUUGUGCCAUUUUUACUCUUAUCUUUAUGUUAUUCAUUUCAUAUAUAAAACAAAAACACGUCACAAAACAAAAUUGAAAUUAAUGUAAAAAUAAACAAAACAAAUAAAAUUUUGUAAAUUCUUUCGCAUUUGUUAUUGUUCUUAAUUUUUCAUUUAAAAUUUAUAUUUAGAAUCAGAGUUUGGCUCCAUCACCAAA
Messenger RNA from Clunio marinus, 5985 nucleotides. NCBI's taxonomy places the organism in Eukaryota, Metazoa, Arthropoda, Insecta, Diptera, Chironomidae. The record is from the annotation of a GenBank genome assembly.